Messenger RNA from Lagopus muta (rock ptarmigan), 4975 nucleotides. RefSeq names its product parvin alpha (gene PARVA). Gene Ontology annotation, cellular component: focal adhesion; cytoplasm; actin cytoskeleton. NCBI's taxonomy places the organism in Eukaryota, Metazoa, Chordata, Aves, Galliformes, Phasianidae. Gene Ontology annotation, biological process: substrate adhesion-dependent cell spreading; establishment or maintenance of cell polarity; cilium assembly. The coding region runs from base 1 to 1725 and encodes 574 amino acids. The transcript has 14 exons. The record is from RefSeq and is a predicted model, not a curated record. Gene Ontology annotation, molecular function: actin binding.
AUGUCACCUUUCUUCGUCCCCGUUUUCUAUAGCGGUUGUAUUUUUUCUGUUGAAACAGACAUCGCCAUGCCCGCCUCCCUCACACUCCCUCACACGGCGGCUCUGGCGGUAACCCACGGGCUGCUUAGCAAAGCGUGCUCCAGGGAGACGCGUGCAUGCCUGCAGCCUGCACGAGGCUAUCGAGCGGCACCGUCACUUGGGCAGCUGAUCAGAGUGCAGAAACACCUGCCUGCAGCGCCCACCCCUCCAGAGCCGCCACGUGCGAGCAGCUACCGACGAGUUCCCACGACUCCGACCGAGCGGCCCUCAGCUCCGGCGGUCGGCGCCCUGCCGCUCCGCCCCGAGGCCCAGCCCCGCUCGGGCUGCCGGGCUGCGCCCUUCCCGUGCCAAAGCUGCGCCUCCGCCCGCACCCAAGUUGCGGUGCGGCGAGGCUUUUCGCCGAGCGGGUCGGCCCUCGCCGGAGCCCGAGGUGAGCCGAGCCGCAGGAAGGCGCGAGGUGGCAGGGCGGGAAGGCCGUCCCUCGGCGGGACAGAGCCGGGAGCGGCCUCCCACGGCUCCGGGGCCUCGCAGCCGCCUCCUCCAUCCCCGAGCGCCGGCCCGGCCGCCAUGGCAUCGUCCCCCCAGAAGUCCCCUUCUUCCCCCAAAUCUCCCACCCCGAAAUCGCCCCCGUCCAGAAAAAAGGAUGACUCCUUCCUGGGCAAGCUCGGCGGCACGCUGGCGAGGAGGAAAAAAGCCAAAGAAGUAUCUGAACUACAGGAAGAAGGAAUGAAUGCUAUUAACUUGCCUCUCAGUCCGAUUCCAUUCGAACUAGACCCUGAGGACACUAUGCUAGAGGAAAAUGAGGUCCGAACAAUGGUCGAUCCAAAUUCAAGAAAUGACCCAAAAUUACAAGAACUAAUGAAGGUAUUAAUAGACUGGAUUAAUGAUGUGUUGGUAGGAGAGAGGAUUAUUGUGAAAGACUUGGCUGAAGACUUGUACGAUGGACAAGUACUGCAGAAAUUAUUUGAGAAGCUUGAAAGUGAGAAGCUGAAUGUUGCUGAAGUUACUCAGUCUGAAAUUGCUCAGAAACAGAAGCUACAGACAGUCCUUGAGAAGAUCAAUGAAACGCUUAAGCUCCCGCCAAGAAGCAUUAAGUGGAGUGUUGACUCUGUUCAUGCUAAAAGUCUGGUAGCAAUACUUCAUCUUCUGGUUGCGUUAUCGCAGUACUUUCGAGCACCAAUCAGACUUCCAGAUCAUGUGUCCAUUCAGGUUGUUGUUGUGCAGAAACGAGAAGGAAUCCUCCAGUCUCGACAAGUCCAAGAGGAAAUAACUGGUAACACCGAGGCAUUUUCAGGAAGACAUGAAAGAGAUGCAUUUGACACGCUAUUUGACCAUGCUCCAGACAAGCUCAGCGUAGUAAAGAAGACUCUCAUCACAUUUGUGAACAAGCAUCUCAACAAAUUGAAUUUGGAGGUCACUGAACUGGAGACCCAGUUUGCAGAUGGUGUGUACUUAGUGCUGCUAAUGGGUCUCCUAGAAGGCUAUUUUGUUCCUCUCCACAGCUUUUUCUUGACUCCUGAUAGUUUUGAACAAAAGGUCCUCAAUGUGUCCUUUGCAUUUGAGCUAAUGCAGGAUGGUGGAUUGGAAAAACCAAAGCCUAGACCAGAAGAUAUUGUAAAUUGUGACUUGAAAUCUACACUGAGAGUACUAUAUAACUUGUUUACCAAAUACAGGAAUGUGGAGUGAAGAAUUCAUUUGGAACAUAAAGAAGUUUUAACAAAGAAAAUGUCAUAACUUGCGUAUUUUUCACCAAUAUUCCUCUGCAUCGUUAUCCUAGAAGGAACUAAACCAUUUAUCUGAAGAAUCUUUAAUUGACUACUCUUGCACAACUUUUUCCACAGUGGGUUUAAAGCUAAGACUACGUAAAACUAAUACAAAUUAUGGAAAAAAUUUGGAGGAAGGUAUUUGGAUAUCUUCUGGGAGAAUCUAUGUUUCAGUAAUAACUCCAUCUCUACAGUUUUGUAGUAGGUGGAGCAGCAAUGGAAAAAAAAAGAUUUAUUAACUUUAAUUCAGAUCAGCUGUCGAAGCCAAAUAUAGGAAGUUUCUAUACUAAGCACCUACUUCAGUGUUUAUGAAACAUGUCUUUUCCAAUCUGGGGGGAGGAAGAAUACUUUUCUGUCCAUGAUAAAAUGAAUGCGUUGAAAUUCUAAAAAAUGUGCAUAUGGAGAAACAGUAAAAUACUCUUCUUCACAUGAAAGCUGAAAAGAAUAGACUUUCUCAAGUACUUAACCUGAAUAAUUUGUAUUUUCAGUGCAGUUAGGCUUGAAUUCUAUGGGUACAAACUGAAGUGGCUACUUUUUCCUUCAGUCUUAUUAAAAUGUGAUGCUCUUCUAUAAAUAUAUAGUACUGAGCAUUCCUCCUAAGUAUGCUUUGCAGCUUGUUCACUUAGUUUUGUUCAUGAAGGAGAUCUUUUUUUAUUGUUGUUUUUUUCCCCAAGUACACAUUUUCAGGAAAGCACACCUGUAUAUGAUACAGUUUCCCUGUAGUAUUUGUUUUAUUAGCAUAGAAAUGCUAGAAAGUUGGCUUAUUUUUCUUUUUUCAACUUUUAAUAGUUGGAACAUGGAAUUGUCACAUCGUAAGUUUAGAUUUAUUAUUAAAUAGAUUUUAGAAUCUAUCCCUUUGGUUGAUGUUAUGGUGAAUGGAUUUUGUUGCCUAAUGUCCAGCAUAAAGAAUAAUAUUUAUUUUCCAGAAACAUUCCUCUACCCUUUCAGAUAUAAAAACGCUGCUUUCAUGGAGGUUGCUCUGAAAGUAAUGUCUCCUAUUUAUUUCCAUGAAAACUACAACCAGUACAAAGAGCACAAUAACAGAAUCACAGAAUCUCAGUGUUGGAAGGGAUCUUGAGAGAUCAUCAAGUCUAACCUUGCUGCUAAAGCAGGUACCCUACAAUAGGUUGCACAGGUAGGCAUCCAUGACACUAUUUGACAGAGAAAAUUCUCAGCUACCAAACUCUACUUUUCAUCAUAGUCACCACAAUUAACUGUGCAUUUUUACCUGCAAUGAACACGAGCCUGCAUGCUGUCCUUGUGAAAAUCUGCACCAGUGGAGCUGACCCACUGUACCACAGCAAGUGUCAUGGUGUCAUUGCUAAGAAAAUGUUGCCCAUGCAAUCCAUCUGUCAUCGGCUUGAACAGGUGGAAGUCAGAAAGCACCAAAUCCAGGCUGUAUGGUGGCUGUGGUAGGACGGCCCAGCCAAUAUUGGCAAUGUAUUCCACAGUCUUCAGACUGAUACGGUGUCCAGAGUUGUCAUGUUGCAAGAGAAAGGUUGCCAACUUCUCUGGCCUAGCUCUGGAUGUUCGAGCCUUCAGCUGAGUCAGUGUUGUGAUGUGGCUGUCAGAGCUGACUGUUUGUUCGAGUUCCAAGAAAUCAGGAAGACUCACCCCUUUCCUACCCCAGAAGACGCUGCACAUCACUUGACCCGUGUGAACUUUUUCAUCGAUGGGGAAUUCACAUGUUGCUACUUCAUGGAGUGCUGUUUUGACUCUGGCUUAUAGUGGUGACACCAAAUCUUGUCACUGAUAACGAUGCGAUCCAAGAAACUAAUCCCCUUCAGCCUCAUACUGGUUCACUAGAUCCAGACAAUAUUGUAAGCAGUGUUCUUUCUGUUCCUCUGUGAGCAUUUAUAGGGUCUAGCUGGCACACACUUGGUGAUACUCUAAUGUUGCCAUCAUCAUUUUCAAUGUGUUGAAGCCAGCAUUCAUCUCUGUACACAGUUUUGUGGUCAUAAUCUGCUGACUCUCGUGGAUGAGGUGACUGGGACACAAGCACAGUGAGUGACAAUUGGUGCUGGCUUUUUCCACACGGAAGAAUUCAGUUCCCCCCCACUGCUUCAUCCAUGCUUCCAUGUCAGAUGCCAUUUUGUCAGACUGCCCCUGUGCUGCUAUCCGUCUCACACACGAAAAUGUAAUGGCAUAUUGGUGGGAACCUCUACUUCAACCUCUACUGCCAUCCCAUCAUCAUCUGCCUUUGAUGUUGUGGGCCAACAUAAUAAACUAGGAGGCAUUACUUUUGGAACAACCUUUGUAGAUCAAAACCACUCACAUCUGCAAAUACUGCUGCAGCGUAAGGUCGGUUGGUCAUUUUUUGUGUCUAUAAAGAAUACUUUUGUUGUUGGUUUGUUUUGUUUUUUUUAAAUCAUGACCAACGAUAAGCUGUUAUCUGUUUGGUUUCAGUUUAUCAAAGACUGAAAAGAGAAAUGAGAAUUAAUUCUUCCCUUAGACUGCUAUCAAGCAUCAGUUAUGUUUCUAGGAAGAAGCUCUAGAGGCUGCCUGACACUAGUAUAAAUUAUCAAAACUGCUGAGAAGUAAACUAAGCAUAUAUUAGAUGUCUUUAUGUCAGUUUUAGAUACCUUCUUAAGUGAAGUGUUCCAGCGCACCACAGUUUCUUGGGAUACUGGCUUACACACUAAGGAAAAAAAAAGUCCUGAUGCAAAAAGUAUUGGAAAUUUGUGUAUUGUAGAAAGGAAACUUUUGCAAGUCAUCCAUUUAUGGCAGAACUGCUGUAGGUGAAAGGCAGGCAAUCUAUCAACUCUUGAGGUUGUUCGUCUGAAGAAAUGCAGUACUGUCAGCUACAGUUAUUAACAUCUGAAUGUUGAUUACUGUACAAACCAUAAUAUUUUUUUCAAUUUUCAGGGUUUUUUUUUUUUUCUUUUUUUUUUUUUUUUUUUAAUUAGCGCUUUCCAGUGCAACAUCAACUUAAAAGGAAGACAACAAUUAUAUUCUGCCUUUGGUGAAUAAUUGAUAACAGUCAAUAACAAUAUUGACUGUGCCGGAGGGCCACAGAAAUUAUUCUGUGAAUAAAUAAAUCUCCACAAGUAUCAGCUUUUGCAAAGGAGAGUCAGUAUUUGGCUCAAAGGAUAAUACCUGGAUAUUCUCUGAAUUCAGAAAUUGCGUUCUAAAAGUAUUCAUCAAAAUAUUUGGUUACCUCUAUGUUUUUUAAC